AUGAAGAGUUCAACAUCAAUCGCACUCACCCUCGCAGGGCUGGUCUCUGUCUCUGCCAAUCCCAUUGUUAGAUCGAGUAAAUGGAAGAGAGCAGAUCUACAAGGAUUAGAUUAUGAGAUUAUCAACCUCGCUCGUAACCUCGAAUCACUCGAAUUGAAUUACUGGAAUCAAGGAUUAAAGAAUUUCACUGAGUCCGAUUUCGAUAAUGCCGGAUAUAAAGGUUUCAGACAAUAUCUUGAACUUUUCAGAGAUCAAGAGAUUGCUCAUUUCACUGUACUCAACGAAGCUGCAGGUGAAGGAUUCGAAAAUUGCACUUACACUUUCCCAGUGACUACCCCAUAUGAUCUCCUCUCGGUAGGUCAGGUGGUCACCACUGUAGGUGAAGGUGCUUUUAUCGGCGGUAUCGCCAACUUGACCGAUAGCCCUGCAAGACAAACUGGAGGUACCAUCUUAGGUCUCGACUUUUUCAAUGCCGUCAACUUUGACACACCCUUGACUGCCUCUCAAGCGUACUCAUUAGCCGCCCCUUUCUUAAACUGUCCCUCGUCCAACCCACCUAUCAAAUUCCACAAGAUCCCUCCUCUCAUGGCCAAUUUCACUAGUGGUUCCACCCCUCAUUCUCCGGGGGACGAGAUCUCUAUCAUGUGGGAUUCGUCUUCCGUCUAUCUAGGUAACGAUGUGCAUAUCACUUUCUUAGGUGAUGUUUACUCGAUCCCUCAACCACUCAACCAAAAUGGUGAUGGAUCCGGUACGACCACUUUACCAAAGGGUAUCAACGGUACUUCCAUCUUGGUAGCUACCAAUUUCGAAGGUGGUGGACCUAUUCCGGAUGAACAGAACUUCGCUAUUGGUUAUGUCGUUGUCGCCUAA
Molecule: messenger RNA, 870 nt
Organism: Kwoniella botswanensis
Lineage: Eukaryota; Fungi; Basidiomycota; Tremellomycetes; Tremellales; Cryptococcaceae
Exons: 6
Coding region: 1-870 (289 amino acids)
Source: RefSeq, a predicted model, not a curated record